Molecule: messenger RNA, 3744 nt
Organism: Ascoidea rubescens DSM 1968
Lineage: Eukaryota; Fungi; Ascomycota; Saccharomycetes; Ascoideales; Ascoideaceae
Gene: RCO1
Product: Rco1p
Exons: 3
Coding region: 1-3744 (1247 amino acids)
Biological process (GO): regulation of transcription by RNA polymerase II
Cellular component (GO): Rpd3S complex
Source: RefSeq, a predicted model, not a curated record
AUGGAUGUUCAUGGUUCCUCUCUGCAAAAGAUGCCUGCUGCCCAUCGCGCCUUGCCUUCUUUUCCUGCUGCUUCUGCUGCUCAAAAUGGCGACGCUGCUGCUCAAAAUGACGAUGCUUCCAACACCGGCGAAAACAAUCCAGCCCGCGCUUAUGAAAACAAGGAAAACACCUUGAACUUGCUUAGUUCGUCUUUGGUUCUGAACUCUUCUCCUUCGAAUUCUGGAAAACCUACUUUGAUCACCAAGAUAGCUUAUAAACCUUCCAAAUUGAAGUCGCGAAGAAGGUCCACAAGACCAAGAACCACUCCGGUCUCCUACUUUCCAAACGAUGCUGACGAUUUUGAGGAAGAGCUUAUAAUCGAUUCAGAUUCAAAUUUGCUGUCAAAGAGAUCUGAGUUACACAAGGAUUCUGCUUCUUAUGCUUCCUAUAAAGAAAACAACUAUAACACAACUGCUAACGAUAAUACCACUGCUACUAGUAAUAAUGUUAAUUACAAUAAUAAUAAUUACAAUAAUGAUAAUGAUGAUCAUGAUAACAAUAAUGAUAAUGAUGAUAAUGAUAAUGUUAAUGAUAAUGAUAAUGUUAAUGUUAAUAUUAAUGUUAAUAAUGAUACUACUAAUAUUAAUGAUGAUAACAAUACUGAUAAUAUCUCUACGAAAAACUCUGACUUUGCUGCUAAUUCUGACUCAUUAUUUGUUAGAAACCCGGGAACAAAUCAGCUCGAAUUUGUUGAACCAAAACUUGCUCAUUCUCUGCCUGGUGUGACCGGUUAUUCCUUAAGCACUUUACCUCCUCCAAAGGUAAGAAAGGACGCUUUAUGGCCUUCAACUUGGAAAAAACUGAAACUUUUAAACAAAUUAAACAACUUCAAUCAAAAUCAAAAUCAAUUUGAUUUUAAAAAUUUUAAAAAUCUUCAAUUAUCUCAUCUUGAAAACGACUCAAAGGACUUAAAACACAUUAAUGGUUUAACUGGUUUAACUGGUUUAACUGAUUUAGCUGAUUUGAUUGAUUUAAAAAAAUUGGGAAACUUGAGAAAUUUAAAGGAUUCAGAGUUAACUAAUAACAAUUUAAAUAUCUCAACUUCUUCUGCCGACACUAACAAAAGAAGAAAAUUCACUAAAAAAUCUACAAGAAAACCUGGUCCAGGUAGAGGUCACAAGAAAUCAAAUUUGAAAAUCAAAGUCCCUUCCUCUCAAAAAUUACCUCCAAAUCUGAACAAUAAUUCGGUUUCUCCAAUUUCUAAUUUUGAUAUCAAUAUCAAUAUCAAUAACAAUAACAAUAACAAUAACAACAACGAUCUAUCUUCAAAUUCAAAUUCAAAUUCAACCUCAACUUCCCCUACUCAUUCAUUUCAUACCUCUUUUCUUAAUCAAAAGGAAAUCGACCUCUUGAUUGAAAAAAAAAACGAUAACGCGAUCUUUCAAAAGGAAAUUUCAUUAAACAAGAAUUUGAAAACUAAAAAAUCCGAAAACAUUACUUCUUCUUCUACUUUAAGAACUGGUCUAAUAAAAGGCUUGAAUCCUUCUUCAAAAUCUGGUUUCGAUCAAUAUAAAGACAAAUUCGAUUCAAAUAAAAAUAAAACCUAUAUUCUACAAAAUUUUAUUCAAAAUGAGUAUGAGAGGUUAAACGAAUACCUCAACUUGAGCAAUUUAAAUAAUCCUCUACAAAAUCCCUUACACAAUCUUAAUUUAACUUCAACUUCAACUUCAACUUCAACUUCAAAUCCAAUCCUAUCUGGCAGAAAAAAUAGACUGUCAAGAUCUACAACCCCAAAUAGUCUUUCAAAUAAUAUUACCACAAAUUUAUCAGCAAAAAGAAUAAAAAAAUUAAAAGUUAAAAAAAAUGAAUUAAAUCCAUUCGGUUUUACACCUCCUGAACAGCUAAUGGGAAAUUUCAAGUUACAAAACAAUGAUAAUGAUAUAACAAAGAAUAAUGAGGAUUUUUGUGCAGCUUGUGGAGAACCUGGAAUCUUUGUAUGUUGUGAAUCGUGUCCAAAAUCAUUUCAUUUUACUUGUUGUAAUCCACCAUUUGAAGAAGAUAACAUUCCUGAUGGAAGCUGGUAUUGUAAAGAAUGUAAAGUGAAUAAACUUCCAAGCAGUUUUUUCAACAAGUUAUAUGGGAAUGAAUAUAAGAAGAUGGGAAUAUUUAAUAAGUUAUUAAGACAAGUUGAAAGAGUUAAUCCAAGAUCUUUUUUAUUACCAAAAAAGAUCAUUGAUAGAUUUCAAGGAGUCAGCAGUAAUAAAAUUGGGGAGUAUCAAGAUUUGAAUACUAAAAAACCAACCAAUUUCACUAAAAGAAAUAAAUACGAAGACCAAAACGAUAAUAAAUUAGUCUUUGAUAAUAAUGGAGAGCCGUAUGUUUGUUAUAGGUGUGGGAAAUGUGGAAUAGCAGAUAAAACUAUUAUAAUUUGCGAUUAUUGUGAUGUAGUGUGGCAUCUAGAUUGUUUAGAACCUCCAUUAUCAAUAGUUAAAACACUAGGUAAAAAAUGGAGAUGUCCCUUACAUAUUGAAGACUUGCUACCAAAAGAAAAAAGAAAGUUAAAGAAACCAAGAUAUGUUGAAGUUCUGACGAGAGGAUUUAAAAAUGAUGGAAAUAUUGAAAUAAUAAAUGAAACAGAAACAGAAGAGUAUUUUGCAAAUUUGGAGAAAUUAAAACAAGCAGCGAGAGAAAAGACUUCAAAAAGUUUCCAGCUCGAUUUAUUCAUGAGUGAUGAAAUUAAUAGUGUCAAUAAUGUUGAUGAUGUUAUAAAUAGUAUUAAUAUUAAAAAAGAUAAUAAUAAAAGUGGUAAUGGUGUGAACAAUGAAAGUAUAAUAAUUUCUGAUAGAACAAUGAGUGAAGGCACUUCUGGGAAUGGAGGUGUUGUAAAUAAUAAUGCAAAAGAAAAAAUUGGUAAGAUCAAAAUUAGAAAUGAAAAAAAUGGAAAUAUUAAUCACAGUAAUGGAUAUAAUGAUAAGAGAAAGUAUAAUAAUGGUAAUAAAAGUAAUAGGUAUAAUCAUGAUAUUAUUAAUAGUGACAAUAAUGCUAAUAAUGAUAGUUAUAGUUCCAACAAUAUGGUGGACUUGCCUAUACCACCAUUUUUUGAUUCAGUUGAUAAAGGAAAUGGAGUCUCGGCAAAUAUGGGAAAGGAGAUGACAAAAAUCGUUGAAAAGCCUGAAGACAACGUUUAUGUGAUGAGUGAAAAUGGAGUAAUUUUAGAUUUUAUUGGAACGGUGGAAGAUAGGAGACGAAAUGAGAUAAAUUCAAUACAUCAAAAAAUCAAUGCGAUAAACUCCAAAAACGUCGAAAUUUUGAACACAUUGGUAGAUAAUUUUGAGAAACACAAAGAUGGUAAAAGUGACGAUAUUGAAGCCAUUCGAAAUUUAUUUGAAUUGAAAAUCAAUGGAAACAAAAGAGAUUAUAAGAGAAACCUCCAGAACUUCAACAGACUAGUGCAAACAGCCUCAGAUGAAAUAACCAACAAUGAGCCAGGCCCCUUUGUGAGGUCGCCCGAAGCAUCACGAACCAACAAAAAGAGAGCCAUCAGCGAGCUCUCUAGGCUAGACCGCCAGAAAAACGUUUCUGAGACCCAGAGCGAUGCACCUGAGGAAGAAGCUGUUCUGAAGACAGUGAAGAUGAGAAAGGUCCAGCACAGUCAGGAGGUGCAGUUGAAUUUGAGCGAGAGCGAGAUAAACGAGUUGAUUAGCAUCCAUAGGCUCGUCGAGCUCAAGGGCAAGGACAAGUUGAUGGAGUUCCUCAGGAGCUAA